Moneuplotes crassus is the source of this 2413-nucleotide messenger RNA. The record is from the annotation of a GenBank genome assembly. Lineage: Eukaryota; Ciliophora; Spirotrichea; Euplotida; Euplotidae.
UCUGAUUUUUGAACUACGGAUCCACCGCCAGUUGAAAGUGUCCCAGGAAGCAAGGAAAUUUCCCUUAAAGCGACUAAGGAUGAGCUUAAUAGAUAACAUAGUAGCUCAAAAGCAUUUAUUUUACAUUAAUUGCUAUUUUAGAAAAUACUACUGAAAGAUCGAUGGGUUCCAUUUCUAGCCCGACCAAAGCGUGCUUUAGCAGCUAAAAUAGGCUCUAUGACUAUAAAUUAAGGCAUUUGCGAAUACUAAAAGUUGACUAUAAGCUAUUUGAACCUUCCUAUUCCUCAAAAAUCAACUUAUAGCAAUAUCUUCUCCUAUUACCUAAAGAUCUGACCCAACCAAUGACUAGCUCGAGGACAGACCUCCCUCUGCUUACCCUCUAUUCUCUUAUAAGCUUUUUAACAAUCCCCAGCCUUGCUCUUGCAAACCCACUUUCUGUUCUUUGCCAUUUCUAAAGGCACUACAAAAUUUCCUUCAGAAUGUCCAUUUCGAAAUAUGUGUGACAUUCUCGAUUAAAUCUGACCUUGAUAUCUUCCAAAUUAAAUAAACUCUGUAGUGAUCUUCUCUAGAAAGUGGCCAAAUCUUCUAUUAUAGAUUAGCCAGUGGCUCGUGUAGCUGGAUCAGUUUUGCUAGAUUAUGAUGACUUUGGAAUCUAAGAUACUUGCACUUGGUGUUUGAAUUGUGGAGCUUUAGGUUCGUGGUAGGGUCAUCUCCAGGGCUGUGAGAUUUGGGGAGUGUUUUGUUUGGGAGUUGAGAGUGAGAUGGCUUGUGAGAGUCGAUUUUAGUUUGUGGUUUAUGAGUGAGAAAAUUUAUGCCAGGAUCAACCAAAAAGGGACACUUUCAAUACCCUCUUUUCUUAUUUUAUCCUAGUAUUUACUAGAUUAUGCCUACUAACAUUGACCCUAGACAUAAUAUGAGCAAAGAUAAUCAAAAUUUUCAAAAACAGCCAAAUCCUAAAAGAUCACAACAAACCCCAGCUCCAGAGGACUCACUUGCUAAACGCAGAUCUCGAAGAACUGUAAAAUCAAGCUCUAAACUGAACCCAUUCGUGUAUGAAAUCUACCCUAACAAAGGAUCACAAUCUUUUCGCAACAACUACAGUCCAGAAUACCAGGAACUUCUCCUACAUGAAAUAAUGAUGACCAGAAAAACUGGACGUAAUCAGAAGAAUGCCAACGACCCAGACUGGAGUCACCAACAUCUUAAGAAGGCAUCUUCUCAUCACAUGGGAGAUGCUGGAAUGGGAAUGAUGGCAAAAGAUCCAGAUUUAGAAGCAAUGCAGAAAUUAAUAUAAAGCAAGAAAUCGAAGACAAGAAAGAAGAAAUUAAAGAAGAGGUUUCUCAAGAAGAAGAUAGUGACACUUCCAGCAUCCAGGACGAAGACAGAUCAUCUGGUGGCGAAUCCCAUCCUCAAAAAGAAAGUCAAAAGAAACAUAUUAAUUGGAAUUUCAGUUCCAGAAAGAGAAAAAGAUCUAGAAGAGCCUCCAACGAAAUAUCCAAAAAUAAGCCAGAUAGAAGAAGCAAGAAUAUUGACAAUAAGCCGUCAGAAGAUAAAACUGAGAAUAAGCUUAAGAAGUCUCAGAAUAAACCUCAACCAGUUAGAGAAGGCCUCAGAAGAUCUACAAGAUUACAUAAACCAAUUCCUGAGAGACCUCAAGUGUCUCAAAUCAGAGAGAAGAGAUCUAAAUUUAAUGCUGAUAAUCCAAUAAUAAGGCAAGGAGCAGGCCUUCAUAAUUCCAGAAUUUCUCAACCCAAUAUUAUUGAGCCUUUCUAUCCUCCAAACAGUCAAAUGCCUCAUUCCUUCCCUCCUCUCAACUAUGUUGUGGAAAACCAAAGAGCUGAAUAUGCUAGAAGUGAAAAUGAAAAUCAGCCUGAAAAUUCACAAAACUCUUACCCCCAAUUCUGGAGAUACCCAGACGGCCAAGAAAUAAUGCUGUCAAAUGUAGAAUUACAGACAAAUAAAAAUCAAAUCAACUCAGAUAAAGAACCUCCUCAAAGAGUAAAAUAAUGUGCCAAGAGUGCCAAAUCCCCUUGCUUCCCCUCAAAAGAAUAUGGAACAUCCAAAUCUAAGGAUAAACCACAAUACCCAAUCUGGAAAUGGUCCCUGCAGUUUAAACAAAUUUCUUCCAGAAUACGAUCUUAACAGAAGUCUUGACGAAAGUUGUUCAGAAAGUUCAGAAGAGCCUAAUGAAACACAGAGAUAUAACGGCCCUGACCUAAAAACUUUCGCAAAUGCCAUUCUCAAAUCAGAAUUACUCUGCUUCUUCCCACAGUCUAGACCCAAAAUGGGUAGCAGCUUAGAGUCAGCAGACACCGAUGGAAGAGAAGAAACGUACCAAUGCUUGAAUCUAUUAAAAAUAAAACCCUUUUAAAGUAUUCCUCUCCAUCUACUUCUCAAGCCUGUUAGCUUUUUC